Messenger RNA from Trachymyrmex cornetzi, 768 nucleotides. RefSeq lists its product as uncharacterized. Gene Ontology annotation, molecular function: nucleic acid binding. The transcript is spliced from 2 exons. Bases 1 to 768 code for a protein of 255 amino acids. The record is from RefSeq and is a predicted model, not a curated record. NCBI's taxonomy places the organism in Eukaryota, Metazoa, Arthropoda, Insecta, Hymenoptera, Formicidae.
AUGGAAGACAAAGAAGCAGAAACGGUGGCAAAGGCAUUCUACGAGAGCUGGAUCUGUCGGUUUGGAGCCCCCUUGCGCGUGAUGACGGAUCAGGGACGUCAAUUCGAGUCUCAGCUCUUCCGACGUCUGGGUGAGCUUACGGACGGAGGUGCUGCCGACUGUGUUACUGGGGAUCCGAGCGGCCUAGAGAGAGGACUUGCAGGUAACUGCGGCCGAGCUCGUAUACGGGAGGCGGCAUUGCGACUUCCCGGGCAAUUUUUGAGUCAGCAGAGCAAGCAAAAGAGCGACGCCGUGGGCUUCGUAAAGGAGCUGAAGGAGCACUUCAAUGAGUUGCGCCCAGUGGACGGCACCAGGCACGGAGAGUAUCGAACAUUUAUUUUCAGGGAUCUGGCGACGAGCGGACAGGUCUUCGUGAGGCAAGACGCGCAGAGAGCGAUGCUACAGGCGCCGUAUGACGGGCCGUAUGCGGUCGUCGGCCGUGCAGAAAAAACACUGGUGGUGCUGGUGCACGGAAAGGAGGUGACGGUGUCCAUCGACAGGGUCAAGCCGGCGUACAUCCUUACAGAGGAUGUGCCGGAUGAUGGAGCGCCGGGGCUUGACGUAGAGAGACAGGAUCAGGAAGCCACCAGCCGAGAAAGAGUGAAGGAGACAACGCGCGGCGAGAGCCAGCCGAGACGAACGACGAGGCAGGAAAGUAAGAUUUCCAGAGCGUUUCCAGGCAGGCCUGCGAUGAGCGAUGGAUGGACGAGCCAGCCAAGGACUCAGUGA